Messenger RNA from Belonocnema kinseyi, 1286 nucleotides. RefSeq names its product charged multivesicular body protein 2a (gene Vps2). The coding region runs from base 159 to 842 and encodes 227 amino acids. Gene Ontology annotation, biological process: endosome transport via multivesicular body sorting pathway; late endosome to vacuole transport; protein transport. The transcript has 5 exons. Lineage: Eukaryota; Metazoa; Arthropoda; Insecta; Hymenoptera; Cynipidae. The record is from RefSeq and is a predicted model, not a curated record. Gene Ontology annotation, cellular component: multivesicular body; ESCRT III complex.
CUGCCCGAAUUAUAUGUGAAUUUAUUCCGUAUUUUUGUGUCAAGAGGAAUUUGUCACAUUUUAAUAAAUAAAGGCAAGUAAUUUAUCAAGCUUAAGAAUUGGAGUACGAAAAAAGCGUGAGUCGACAUUCCUAGAAAAAAGGUAAUUCAGGUAAAAAAAUGGAGUGGUUAUUUGGAAAGCGGGUCACACCGGAGGAAAUGCUUAGGAAAAACCAGAGAGCAUUAAACAAAGCAAUGCGAGACUUGGAUAGAGAAAAAAUGCGGAUGGAGCAACAGGAAAAGAAAAUUAUUGCUGACAUCAAGAAACUCGCAAAAGAUGGUCAAAUGGACGCAGUGAAAAUAAUGGCAAAGGAUCUUGUGAGGACGAGACGUUACGUGAAGAAAUUUAUGCUCAUGAAAGCAAAUAUUCAAGCAGUAUCUCUCAAGAUUCAGACACUUCGAUCUCAGAAUACGAUGGCUCAAGCCAUGAAGGGAGUCACAAAAGCUAUGCAGAGCAUGAAUAGGCAACUUAAUCUUCCGCAAAUUCAGAAGAUAUUACAGGAAUUUGAAAAACAGUCGGAAAUAAUGGAUAUGAAGGAAGAAAUUAUGAACGAUGCGAUAGACGAUGCAAUGGAGAAUGAAGACGACGAAGAAGAGAGCGACGCUGUCGUCUCGCAAGUUCUAGACGAACUAGGUCUUCAAUUGACGGAUCAACUGUCAGGAUUACCACAAGCCUCCGGAUUGUUAAGCGUCGCAGGUUCAAAACAACCUGUUGCCCAACCAGCAGGUACAGACGAUGGCGGCAAUCUUGCCGAUGCUGAUGCCGAUUUACAGGCACGACUUGAGAAUCUACGUCGAGAAUAAAAUCUGUAAGAUAAUCUUGCACUCAAGAAUUUUGUAUAAAUAGUGUAUAAAAAGAUUCAUCUACAAUUCUAUACUUGUGAUAUAACAGUACUUUAAGCUCUAUUAAGUUUGGAGAGUAGCAAGUGCAUAAAUCUGUUCUAUGGAAAUCACUCACAUGAAUUAGAAUUCACAUGUCUGGUGGUUUGCGAUGUACAGUAUUUAUUUUCUACUUGUAGACUCUGCUUUCCUCUAAGUCUAUAAGAUCGUAAUCUUAAUUAUAUUUUACGCUUAGCUUUCUGACAGUUAAAAAUAUUAUAUAAACUGGACCUUAACAUUUCUAAGUGAUUUUACGAUUUUGUAUGAUAGUUAUUUACACUUUGCAAAGAUUGAUUCACAUAAUGCGUCAGUGUAGCUCGUUGACCAUUUUAAAUGGGGAAUAAUAUAGUGCUUUUGCCAGAAAAAAAA